ACUUUACUCUGGGUUCAACUUUCAUUAGCCAGCCUCUAUUAAACACGUUUAUAACUGUGAACGGCUUAAUGUGUGUCUCAAACAACCCACCUUUGCGUUGACAUUGACAGUGACAGUUACUCCGUUGCUAUGGCGGCAUUUUCGUAAAUUAAACUUCCACACGCUGAAAUUUACCAAAUUUCACCGGAAAAAUGUAAAAUCUUAAGCAUGUACUAUUCAUAUAGCGUUAUUUCAUGUACCUACGUGAGAAUGUAAAUUAAAGAUGAAAGUUUUACACAAAAAAUUCAGUGUUCGUUUGUUUUGUUUGUGAUUGUUGUUAUAUUUGUUAUUUGCACAAUGUCCUCAAAUAAUUUAACAAAGUCUGCGUAUGAAAAGGAUCAAAAUGAUAAUAAUAUGUGUAAGAAACAUGCCUCACGUUGUGAUAAAGAUCACUACCGCUCUGUGUGCCCAUCAAAACUGAGUAAACGUGAGCUGGAGGACUUGUAUUACUCCUUACUAGAGAAUAAUUUGGAUUUGAAACGAACUAUCAAUGCCCAAACUGAGAAGAACCGAAUAUUGUCAACCAAAGUGCAGAGAAUGACGUCUCAGUCAAAAACUUAUACGGGGAAGGACUGCUGUGCUGCGGCCAAAGCUGUUAUUAAUGAACAAAGAGCGGGAAUAGCGGACUUAACGAAAGCAAACGAAGCCUUAGCAGAUAGGAUCCGAAAGCUCAGCACACAGCUGUGUACGGCAAAACAGUUUCUGAAACAUAAUCCCAGUAACCGGAAUUGCUACAAGUGUUUUGCUAAUACUCAUAAUUCUAUCAAAAUUCAUUCGUCGAUGUCCUUGCAAAAUAAAUCGUCAGCCGCUAACUUGAAGUCUGCUGCAGUAUCUACUACACAAAUUGAACAAGAACCGCCUUCAACAAUAAUUGCUGAAACGAACACAUUAGAAAAUGAUGAGGGGCAUGUUGUAAAGAAGGACUCCGAAACAGUGUGCAGCGAAAACAGAUGCAGAUCAAUAGUGGAGCAGUUUAAACAGAAAAUAGAGGACUUGGAAGAGGAACUAGCAAAAACACAUACGGAGUAUUCAAGCCGCAUGACACAAUUAGAAAACCAGGUAUCACAGCUGCAGUCGGCCGUGUUGCGCGCACGAAGCGAGCAGAGUUUACGCAUCAAGGAUUCCUUGGAAGUCGUGCGCGGAAUUCGCAACGAUGACGGUGGCAAGGCGGAAUUAGAAACACAAUUAUCAAUCGAGAAGAGGAAAGUGGCUGAGUUAGAAAUGCAGCUCAAGGCGGCAGAAUUAUCCCAACAGGUUGCCAAGACUGUAGAAAAUCAUCUCAGUACUACUUAUCAAAUGCCCGUCCCGACUACAACGUCAACUAAAACGCCGAAUGAGCUAACAGUCCCCGACGACAAACUGUCCAAAUCAGAUGAUUCUGGUUACGCCGACCAUCGACAAGAAACCAACGAUGAUGAAAAGAAUAAUAAGACCAAUCUAGAGUUGAUGAAAAGGAUAGAGGAAAUUCAAGCGCAAUUAGACGCCUUACAAUCAGCAAAGACUGAAAAUGAUAACGCAGAACAAGAAUCAUCUCCCUAUUCUAAAUCAAUUGAUUACUACUACAAAUCUGACGAUGAACAAAAAUUUAAAGAUAAAAAUAUAUCGCCAAAGCCAACACGAAUAUCCAUUUCUGAACGUGAAGCCACAGUAAUAAAAUUACCAAGAGAACCUGAAAGUACAGAAGAAGUAAUAUUUGAUAAUGAAAGAAAACCUGACACAAUACAUAACAAUGAAAAACUAAAUACGAUGAUUGAAACGGAUACACCUACUAAAGAUAAUGAAUGUCGGUAUAGAGAAAUAUAUGUUAGGAAUGAUUCUAAUUCAGAUGAAAGUAAUGAAACUCAGAUAAACAAUUCACCUGAACAAGUUGUUGAAAAUUGCUCUGUUAAAUGCGAAUGCCCCGAUGACAAUACUGAUCAAGUUGUUGAAAAAACUUGCCCCAACGAUCUUGAAACAAAUACCUUGACGGAAAGUAAUGAGAACAAAAGUCCGGAAAAAUGCUUAAGUCGUAUGGUUAAUAAAGAAGAUCAGCUGUUGAGCUAUCCAAAAGAAAUUGAACAAGGGGACAACUUGCAAAAAGAGGUUGAAAUUGUAAAACCAAAACCUGUCAAUUAUUAUAAUAAAUCUAAUACAAAAAUACCACCAAUAGGUGAACAGGAAUCCAGUGUCAGACAUUCUUCUAUCGUUCGUACUCCGAAACCUUCAACGAAAAAAUAUGAUGAUAAUUUCCAGCAAAUACCAGGGCCUAUACCUAACAAUGACUCAGCAGCUAAACGAAAACUUUCUUUAACAAAGAAAAAGGCUAAACCUGUAGGGAAAAGGAAAAUUGAACCGGCCAAAGAUCAAAGUAAAGAUGAUAGAAAUAAAAAAGUCAAUAAAAAAGAUAAGGUUUUGGGGAAACAUGAUCAAAAGGAUGUAAACGAUACACUUAAAAUUGACACUAGCGCUACAAUUGGGUAUAACGGAACAGGGGAUCUUAAAAGUCAAGAAUAUGAGAAUGAGAAAUUGCCACUGGAUGUUACUCCUAAAACUAACGACAUAAGGAUUUAUGAAUAUGAUAUCUGCCAGCACCACGUAACCUUCUGCACAUGCCCCGAAAAGCCAGGUCCAUCUUUCUCCCUAUUGCGAUCAUGCAGCGGCAGUCAGAUUCUCGCUACCCUGUAUAAUGAUGGAAGGUUUAGGAGAUGCAGUUGCAGUGAGAGAGCGACUCGCGAUUGCUCCAUUUUAAGAGCUCCUGUAGGCUCAUCGACACCCAAAGCAGAAAGGGUUCCUAUUCCCAUAUCACCACACACUUAUACUAUAGAUUCUGAAAAGUCCAGAGCCAAUAGUCCUGCGAACACGGAACAUGAAAUAUCAGUGAUGACUGACUUACCUUCCGAGAACGAUGACCAGUAUGAAAGACUGUCUCCUGGCGAGCAUAGAACUAUAGCUACAAGCACAGAUACAUAUUCACCAUGUCAAGGAUACACACUCAGCGAAGGCGAAGUCCCCGCCAAUCUAGAACGCAGGACAUCCAAGUCCUUAGGAGAGGUCCGAAGAAACGACUACGCGAAAGACUCUUCAUUUGGCGAGCAAAGAACUCCAACGCAGAAAAUGGAGGCGACGUUACAGGUGAUCUCUCAGGAGUUGGCUCGCUGUCGAUCGCUGCUGCAGACCCAAAGGCCGCGGGAGAAGCAGAAGGCUGUCACAGUCGACCCCAUCUCCUUAGUGCUCCGGAAAACUGAGGGAAAGUCCCAUUUUGACGGCACAGUGACGCCAUUUUGCUUAUUUACGAUGCAUGUUGUGACUGUCGUGCUUUCUGAUGAGGCGAUUGUGAGAUCUCGCUACACUAACUUGGUUCUUAAAUGGCGCUUUGAGCACAAAACCACCAUGACGCCUUUGAGCAAAGGCCGCGUCACCUACUUCGACUUUUCCACGCAAUAUGAGUUGCAGAUGACUAAGGAAAUGGAAGAAUACUUGAAAAAUGAAGACGUGCCGAUACUGAUUUGCGAGAUGGACAGCGCUAAGGAGCCGUUUGCCACAUGCGCGUUGCCGCUGCGACAAGUGCUGCUGAACGUCAACAGGAGGGUUGACAUGUCUUUACCGUUAAGAACCGGUCCACAUCUGAAGGAGAAUCCAACCGUUUUACAAGCUAACGAAGAUUUUGGUGUGCUAGACGUGUGGUGCACGCUGCUUUGUAAAUAGAUACAACUAGCUUCCAGUUAAACUAUC
Messenger RNA from Cydia strobilella, 3750 nucleotides. RefSeq lists its product as uncharacterized. The transcript has 21 exons. The record is from RefSeq and is a predicted model, not a curated record. The coding region runs from base 337 to 3723 and encodes 1128 amino acids. NCBI's taxonomy places the organism in Eukaryota, Metazoa, Arthropoda, Insecta, Lepidoptera, Tortricidae.